Xenopus laevis (African clawed frog) is the source of this 4415-nucleotide messenger RNA. RefSeq names its product potassium voltage-gated channel subfamily KQT member 4 (gene kcnq4.L). Bases 487 to 2532 code for a protein of 681 amino acids. The record is from RefSeq and is a predicted model, not a curated record. Lineage: Eukaryota; Metazoa; Chordata; Amphibia; Anura; Pipidae. The transcript has 14 exons.
AGAGAGGAGACAGCAGCAGUUGUUUGUGGGACUUACUAGAACUUACAGGGGGAGGACCAGAGCAAGAUGAAGAAGGGGAGGGCUCUGUUUUGAGGAGCUGAGAGGCAGCGCACACGGGACAGUGUCUGACUCAAGGGGAGAGAGCGGGCUGAGGGAGCUGCUGAGGGAACUCAAUUGUACCGACACGUGAGGCGUAAGAACAUUCACUGAACUCCUGUCCGGUUCCUGCGCAAUAAGCGCCCCCCCCCCCGCACUUGCAAUUGCCGGGCUUCCCUAAGGAUGAGCCAGUACCCAGGACUUAUCAGCCCAGAGCUGUUGUCAGCCCGAGCUGAGCAUGUAUCGUCCCCGGGCUCUCUGCUGAACUCCAACUUCUCCUCCUCACAAGCUUAAGAACAACAACGUCCUGUCAAGUGCCAGAGUCCCGUUACCUCAGAGCCCUCUCCUUGUAAUGAGCUGAUCACUCUUUGCCCCAGGUCCCUAGGGAUAAUGGCAGUGGGGACACAGCCUCAGGCUGACAAUGGGAGGGUGCCCUCACUGUCCUUGGCACCAGUAUCCGGCCCGGAGAGCGGCAUGGAGUUUGUGGCCCUCGCGGCUAUUCAAGCAGACAGAGGGAGCCCUCGGCGUCUGGGUCUUUUGGGGACCCCAAUCCCGGGUGCACCGCGGAGCUCAUCCUCUCACAAGAAGUACCGGCGGCUCCAGAACUAUCUGUACAACGUACUGGAAAGACCCCGAGGGUGGGCCUUUAUAUACCAUGCCUUCAUAUUCUUUUUGGUGUUCAGCUGCCUGGUGCUGUCUGUUUUCUCCACUAUCCCUGAGUAUCAGCACUUAUCAAACAAAGGCCUCUUCAUACUGGAAUUCGUGAUGAUUGUGGUGUUUGGGAUGGAGUAUGUUGUUCGCAUCUGGUCUGCAGGGUGUUGUUGCCGUUACCGAGGUUGGAAGGGACGACUGAGAUUCGCCAGGAAGCCUUUUUGUGUGAUUGAUUGUAUUGUUUUGGUGGCCUCACUGGCUGUUAUUGCAGCUGGGACUCAGGGUAACAUUUUUGCCACAUCUGCUCUGCGUAGUAUGAGGUUUCUUCAGAUCCUGCGCAUGGUGCGUAUGGAUAGGCGAGGAGGCACAUGGAAACUUCUGGGUUCUGUUGUGUAUGCUCACAGCAAGGAGCUGAUCACUGCUUGGUACAUUGGAUUCCUGGUGCUUAUUUUUGCUUCAUUCCUGGUAUACUUGGCAGAAAAAGAUGCUAAUAAAGAGUUUUCCACAUAUGCAGACUCUCUUUGGUGGGGCACGAUUACAUUGACAACUAUUGGAUAUGGUGAUAAGACCCCUCAUACAUGGCUUGGGCGGUUACUGGCAGCUGGCUUUGCACUUCUGGGUAUCUCUUUCUUUGCCCUGCCUGCGGGAAUUUUGGGUUCUGGGUUUGCCCUUAAAGUUCAAGAACAACAUCGACAGAAGCAUUUUGAAAAGCGACGGACACCAGCAGCUAAUCUUAUUCAGGCUGCCUGGCGUUUGUACUCCACUGAUGCUAGCCAUUCCUACCUCACAGCUACAUGGUAUUACUAUGACAGCAUCCUACCUUCCUUCAGAGAGCUGCUCCUUUUGUUUGAUACCUGGCAUCGAACCCGCAGCCGCAAUGGAGGGGUUAGGCACUGUCAGGGGUCUCCUAGUUAUCAGCGAGUCCCCUCCGCCCUGACACCUGCAACACCCCCUUUCUGUACUGGGGAAAGUAGUAAAAUUGGCUUGAAAGACCGGCUGCGAGGGACUGGUGCACCAAAACAGAUCACAAGAAGCAAGCAGUAUCUGGCACCACCAGAGCGGGCUUCACCUGGUACAGAGCCUGCAGCAGAGACGCCAAGUCCUACAAAAGUGCAGAAAAGCUGGAGCUUUAAUGACCGCACAAGAUUCCGUGCCUCACUAAGGCUUAAAUCAAAGCCACAGGCUGAUGAGGGUCCUGGAGAUGAUAUUAAUGAUGAAAAGAGACUUCCAAAUGAUAUGACUAUGGAGGAUUUAAUGCCAACUAUAAAAACUCUUAUUCGGGCUUUCAGAAUCCUUAAAUUCCUUGUGGCAAAAAGAAAGUUCAAGGAGACUCUACGGCCAUAUGAUGUGAAAGACGUAAUUGAGCAGUAUUCAGCUGGACAUUUGGAUAUGCUUGGGCGCAUUAAAAGCCUGCAGGGCAGGGUGGAUCAAAUGAUUGGCCGAGGACCUAUGCCUGUAGAGAAAAAACCUAGAGAUAAAGGAGAUAAGGUUUGCACCACAGGACCUGAAGUUGAAGCUGCUGAUGAGCUGAGCAUGAUGGGAAGGGUAGUGAAGGUUGAGAGACAGGUCCAGAGCAUUGAAGAUAAACUUGAUAUACUGCUAGGUUUCUACUCCCAGUGUCUUCGGAAAGGUCCAGUCAGCUCUUUCACAUUGACCUCUAUGCAAAUUCCACUGAUCGACCAAGAAACGACAUCUGAUUACCAGAGCCCUGUGGAUCCAGUGGACAUUUCAGUGUCAGCACAGACGCUUAAUAUAUCUCGUUCUGUCAGCACCAACAUGGAGUGAGAGAGAGGGAGCAAGAGGGCAGGUUCUGACCACAUUACCAGCUCCUUCUGAACAGAAAAUAAGAAGGUGGGUGUGCCUUUACCUGCGGAGCAACAGGAAGAGACUUCCUCUGCAGAGACUUAGCAAUUCCUUUGCCUGACUUGCUUCUGCUGCUCCCAUCAAAUUUGGAAAGACUAAAGAACUUACUCAGCUGAGAAAGCACGUCCACUGGAAACAGAACUUGGGUCUUUUGAGCCACGGAGAGAUUAGAAGAACUGUUUAGAGAAGCCAUAUUUACUCUCAUGUAAAGUUGGAAGGCUUGACUCCAUCAGCCCUUUUUUCACCAUGACGUCUAUGAGAUGUUUUCUGUCAGGUUCUGAAAUCCAAAAACGUAUUUCUUCCCUGCAGCUGUGAAGAACAAAUAAUAGAAUGCAACAUAAAAAUUUUGUUGCUUCCAUGUCUUGCUACCUUGACGGAUGUCAUGCCUAGUCUCUAGAAAGUGCCUCAAAGACUUAAAUAUAUAAAUGCUGCUCCCAUACAGCCUUCAUCUCCUGGCAUGGACAGCAGGAGUUUUAGUUCUCUUAAUAGAUGCCACUUUCCAAGCAUGCUAGGCAGGGACUUUUGCAUCAAGCCCACCAACACUAUGCAUUUCUACCUUUAGCUGUGCUUGCUAUCUAUUCACUCAUAUCAUCACAUCUGACCCUCAGAAUAAACAUGCCUUUAAGAGAAUGCCUUCCUCUAAAUUAAGCACAAUGCUACACCAACAGCCUGGAUCUUUGUUCUUAAGGUUCUACAGAUUCUAAGAUGUAUACGGUUAAAGUAAGUCAACAAUCUCAUUUAAGUUGCAACAUUAUUAUUUUCCCUUUACGGGGGCUUUUCUAAACAGCCAUUUUCCGGUGCUUCUGACACCAAUUUGUUAUGUUUUAAGUGUUACUGCUGUAGAGGAUUAGUAUUAGCGUAUUAAUUUCAGAUGGAGACAAGUUGGUCAAGUUGCACCCUCCCUCUGCUACAGGAUACUGUGUUCCACCCUGCGGCAGCCACCAUUCAGAGUACCCAUAGACCCCAAAAAGUGACAAAGCCCUUGUCAGAUCAUUCAAAAGACUAAUAUACAGAUUAAGUGUUUUACAUGUAAAAAUGUUUCAUUUGGUCAUCCUGUAGGAGGAGAGACCCAGCAGCAGUUCAGGCUGUUAUAUUAUGCAUCCAGUUAGUGGACUUCUUUGCUUUACUGACAGUCGGAAACAUACAAAGUCUUAAGCAGUCUUAAUUUCUAAACAAUCUGUCUGAUACUUUCAGUCUAGGGAGUUUAGAAAUGCUCUUACCUCUACAACAAGAUUGACAAUGCUUUUUACAGUAAUAUCUAUAUUACAGGUAAUAUAGGUAUUUAUAUAAGGACAUGGCCUUAUAAAUAUAGGUAAUAAAGGCAAACAGGUCUUUUAUUUUUUUAGAUAUUUGGUAAAAUCUUGUUAAAGUAUUACUACAAAGAGUGCACAGAUCUUUAGUUACGCAACUGCUUGCUCUUACAUUCCCCUGCCUUAACUUGGCUCUCACUUGCUGUAAAGGGUCUGCUUGGUUAGCACCCCCUAGGUGCUGGUAUCUUGGCAGUACCCUGCACGCCCCAAAUGAAUGCUAUGCAUGCUUUAGCAUGAAGCUAGGAUCUGCAUCCGGUGUAGGGACUCCCCCCCCCAUGCACACUCACACACAGAUGUUUACCUGCUCCUUCUUUGACGACAGAGAUAUUGGAAGCACUAUUCUGGGGGGGAGGAACAAUUGUAGUUAGAUGAGGUUAGUCGAAUGCUACUGAAACUUGACUUGAGAAUAGAAAUGUUUGCAAUAGAACAGUUCUGUACCUCACUUGAUUAAUUUAUUGACCUAAUGGUUUCAUUAAAGUUUUACUUAGAAAACUG